This is a messenger RNA of Ficedula albicollis (Collared flycatcher), 1434 nucleotides long. RefSeq names its product retinoic acid receptor alpha (gene RARA). Gene Ontology annotation, biological process: regulation of transcription by RNA polymerase II; cellular response to corticotropin-releasing hormone stimulus; retinoic acid receptor signaling pathway. The annotation marks the transcript as partial. The record is from RefSeq and is a predicted model, not a curated record. The transcript is spliced from 8 exons. Gene Ontology annotation, cellular component: transcription regulator complex; nucleus. NCBI's taxonomy places the organism in Eukaryota, Metazoa, Chordata, Aves, Passeriformes, Muscicapidae. Gene Ontology annotation, molecular function: nuclear receptor activity; RNA polymerase II cis-regulatory region sequence-specific DNA binding; zinc ion binding.
CCCGUCUCUGCUUCCCCCACAGGACCAGCGCCAGCUGUGAGGACAGCCCGGCAGCAGGGCACCUGUGGGCCCCAUGCUCUGCUCGCCUCUGGGACCCUGUGCCUGAGAGCCCCCCGCACUGGAGACCCCAGCAUGGCCAGCAACAGCAGCUCCUGCCCCACGCCGGGCGGGGGGCACCUCAAUGGCUACCCUGUGCCCCCCUACGCCUUCUUCUUCCCACACAUGCUGGGGGGGCUCUCUCCGCCCAGCACCCUGGCCGGCAUCCAGCACCAGCUCCCCGUCAGUGGAUACAGCACCCCGUCACCUGCCACCGUGGAGACGCAGAGCACCAGCUCGGAGGAGAUUGUGCCCAGCCCCCCGUCGCCCCCACCCCUGCCCCGCAUCUACAAGCCCUGCUUCGUGUGCCAGGACAAGUCCUCGGGGUACCACUAUGGGGUCAGCGCCUGCGAGGGCUGCAAGGGCUUCUUCCGCCGCAGCAUCCAGAAGAACAUGGUGUACACGUGCCACCGGGACAAGAACUGCAUCAUCAACAAGGUGACGCGCAACCGGUGCCAGUACUGCCGGCUCCAGAAGUGCUUCGAAGUCGGAAUGUCCAAGGAGUCCGUCCGCAAUGACCGGAACAAGAAGAAGAAGGACGUGCCCAAGCCGGAGUGCUCGGAGAGCUACAUCAUCACACCUGAGGUGGAGGAGCUCAUCGAGAAGGUGCGCAAAGCCCACCAGGAGACCUUCCCUGCGCUCUGCCAGCUCGGCAAAUACACUACGAACAACAGCUCGGAGCAGCGCGUGUCCCUGGACAUCGACCUGUGGGACAAGUUCAGCGAGUUGUCCACCAAGUGCAUCAUCAAGACGGUGGAGUUCGCCAAGCAGCUCCCCGGCUUCACCACGCUCACCAUCGCCGACCAGAUCACCCUCCUCAAAGCCGCCUGCCUCGACAUCCUGAUCCUGCGGAUCUGCACGCGCUACACGCCGGAGCAGGACACCAUGACCUUCUCGGACGGGCUGACGCUGAACCGCACGCAGAUGCACAACGCGGGGUUUGGGCCCCUCACCGACCUGGUCUUCGCCUUCGCCAACCAGCUGCUGCCGCUGGAGAUGGAUGAUGCCGAGACAGGGCUGCUCAGUGCCAUCUGCCUCAUCUGCGGAGACCGCCAGGACCUGGAGCAGCCUGACAAGGUGGACAAGCUGCAGGAGCCACUGCUGGAGGCACUGAAGAUCUACGUGAGGAAGAGGAGGCCCAACAAGCCCCACAUGUUCCCCAAGAUGCUCAUGAAGAUCACAGACCUGCGCAGCAUCAGCGCCAAGGGCGCCGAGCGAGUGAUCACGCUGAAGAUGGAGAUCCCGGGCUCGAUGCCGCCGCUCAUCCAGGAGAUGCUGGAGAACUCGGAGGGCAUGGACACGCUGGGGGGGCAGGGGGGCGCCCCCCCCCCCCCCCCC